Molecule: messenger RNA, 2166 nt
Organism: Talaromyces amestolkiae
Lineage: Eukaryota; Fungi; Ascomycota; Eurotiomycetes; Eurotiales; Trichocomaceae
Exons: 4
Coding region: 1-2166 (721 amino acids)
Molecular function (GO): ATP binding; ATP-dependent chromatin remodeler activity
Source: RefSeq, a predicted model, not a curated record
AUGGCAUCCAAAAGAGGAUCGUCUAGUGACCAGGGCCCGUCGGAGACUAAGAAGGUCAGAAAAGGUAUCACUGGCAAGGAUGCAAUCAAUGAUUGUCCUGGGCGGUCAUCUGACCCGUCGACCUUUAUUGAGACAGAGGGCAACGAGCAGAAAACGGCCGCAUACGUAGGCUAUUCACAGGUCGCUCACCUCAGACAGUUGGUCAUCAGUUGGCCGUUGAUGAAAUCUUACCCUCGAUUCGAUGCCGUUUGCCGUGGGCUAUCUCGAAAAAGUGCUUUCCUACUGAUUCUCAGCAAUGAGGAUGCAUACACAGGCGUGAAGCCCGACCAAAAAUGGCCGCUCGGUGACAAUCCUGACAGUACUAUUCGAUCUCGCCACAUUGCAGCAAUUCUUCUUGACGUUGAAAAAGACUUGAAGGACUUUCGCUUCGCGCCCGCCACAAACGCUUCCAAAAACUCCCGGUUUCGAAAUGAGUUUACACAAAAAUACCCUGAUCUCACAAUUGCCACAUACAACCGGAAAUGCCCUCCCCCAGAACUGGGCCCCCUCGAGAAAGAACAUAGACUAGAGUCGAUCAACAGAUGCUGGGCUCUGUUGAGGUAUAUGAGGAACUGCAUUCAGUCUAAAUGCUGGGAUUCACGAUUUGGCAACGAUGGAGUUACCGUUAAGGUAUCUGUCGCACCUUCUCACAUCCCCGGGUGGAUGAGAGCAGCAGACACCCUUAACCCUCCCGAAAUCGCACCGCAAGGAGAAGUAGCGACUGCAGACAAUGCCACACCGAUUGUGGUUACAGUCGUCUGGGAACGGACCAAAAAGUUUGUUGGCUACGACGAGCUCAUGACCGUGCUGGAGACAGCGGAAGAGAAGGAAAUCACCAUUCCGGAUGAUAUCUAUCAGCUACCCACCAAUGCAGAUCCCAGACUCUUCAAAACAAUAUUCCAAUUCAAAGACUGUCUUCGGCGACUGUACCGUUGUCCAGAAAUUGGCAUGGACAUCAGAAGACUUCACUUACAGUAUACCAUCACGUCCAGCGAGGAACAGAGAAUGGUCAACAUCCUUAUCGGGGACUGGGACAAAACUCUUUCUAUCUUUGACAACAAGGAUUUCAGCAGCUUCACAGUGAAAGUCCUUUUUGCCGCCGUCGAAGACAACAGUGUUUCGCUCUUCGAAAGCUUCGAGCCGUUGCCGGCUCUCGCCUCCUUUUUCACAACCGCGGAGUCUGAUGUCACUGUCAAUGUUCAGAAUGUGAACAAAAACUUGAUUGAAUACCUCGAGAGUAUUCCGGCGAGCAACUCCGAUGAGGUCGGGCUUCCACCAGAGCCAAAGGCCUUCGAUAACAAGAAUGAUUUCCUUGCAUAUUACAGUGGUUUCGAUGUCGAGACUGAGGAGGGCAAGAGAAGUUUCCAACUCAAAGUCCUUUCCAAUCUGAGUGGCAAUGCAAAUUCAGCGACGGUGACACAGGAAAAGCUCCCUAGAGAUUUGGCAAAUGCUGAUCGGCAGAUCAUCUCAAACAUUCAGGAAGCUAUUCGUCAUGACUCUAUCGAGGAAGAGUCAUAUGAUGAAAAGAAUGACAAAUUGAUGCAAGCUCAGUACUACACGAUGCAACGAGCAUUUUCUGGCACACAGCGUCGUGCUGGACCACCACUAGACGUUUGUAUGCGCCUUUUACUUGCUACGAAACAGCCGAACGGGCUUUACAAGUCCGAGCUUCUGAAAGACUUUGUCAAAUCGGAGCUCUACAACUACCAACUCUGUGGAGCUGUCGGUGUGGUUUUGAAGCUAUACGGCUAUGUAGAUGCGGAACUGUUACUCGCCGGUACCGGACAGCUAGACCAUCCUCAAGCGGCUGAUGUUCGUGUUGCUGCUAGCCAGCUCAGAGAUAUCUGCAUUCAUGGUGCACUACUGGCCGAUGAAACAGGGUUCGGCAAAACAAAGCAAGCUCUGCUUGCCGCAGUUUUACACACGUUUCUUUACACGGAAUUUGAUGACGACGGCGAACAGUGUUACAGACCGAUACUAAUUGUUCUGCCUCCAACCUUGAUCCGACAGUGGGCUGUUGAAAUAUUCAAUGAAUGGCCUCUGUUUCGGGUGUUUCUUUCUUACGAAGAUAUGACGCUACGGUCGAGUGUGGAUAUUGAUCAAAUCCCGCAUAUUGCUAUGCGCUAA